CGCAGAAAGAAAGAUGGGAGCGUUCAAACAUGUUGACCAUGGAAGUGCAGUUGGAUGUGAUCUGCUGUAAAUCAGUGGGAACUGAUCUGUCCAUGCUGGAUAUUGAAGAUUUCAUCACUGAAAUCUGUCAGCUGAAGAAGGAGGUGGCAUCACUGGAGGCAAAGCUGAGAGAGAGAAAGGAUAAAGAGAAGGUUACAGUGUGUGUGAGUGAUGGGACAGAAGCUCAGGAUUCAGUCUGGAAGAUCAGAGAUCAAAGAUCCAGAGACUCAGAGCUCAGCCUCACGUUACUCUGUUAUAGUGAUGCUCAGGAUCACGGAUCUGCUGAUGAAACCUCUGACUGUAAUGAUGGAGAACAGCAGAUGCCGCUGAAGAUGUGCUCUGUCAAACUAGUGGAUUGCAGGAACCUGAUAGAGAGCAGAGGUGAAAAAAACACAGCAGAGGAACAACAACAGAGCCAUGAGGAUGAGGGCGAUGAAGAUGAUGGCAAUGAAGAUGAAGAUGAUGGCAAUGAUAAUGACUUUGUUUCUUCAGAUGCCAACGUUGGUUCGUCUUCUGAUGGAGAAACUGCCUCUACCUCUACAUCCAAAGAGCAACAGACAGUGACCAGCAGUGAAAAAACAUUCAGCAAACAAGGACAUUUAACCAGACAUAAGAGAAAACACACAGAACAGAAAGACUUGAUCUGCACGAUAUGUGACAUUAGCUUUCAUACCUUAGAAGCAAGGAGACUUCAUUCAAAAGAGCACAAAGUGAAGAAGGAGUUUCGCUGCAAACAGUGCGGGAAGGAUUUUUUCACUACUCCUUAUGCUAUGAGAGCUCAUAUAAAUAGACACAGUGAAAAGUCUUUACAAUGCGACAAGUGUAACAAGUAUUUCCGCACUAAAUGGCAUCUUUCGAGGCAUAAGAGAACCCACACGGGGGAAAAGCCGUACAAGUGCCCUCACUGUGAGAAGAGCUUCAACCAGAGAUACUAUCUGAAGAGCCAUCUACUCAUGCACACCAAUGACAGGUCGUACCAGUGCCCUCAGUGUGAGAAGAGAUUAACUCUUGAAUCAUCUCUGAAGAGACAUUUACUUAUACACACCAAUGAGAGGCCACACCAGUGCCCUCAAUGUGAGAAGAGAUAUAAUCUUAGAUCAUGUCUGAAGAAACAUUUACUUAUACACACCAAUGAGAGGCCACACCAUUGCCCUCAAUGUGAGAAGAGAUAUAAUCUUAAAUCAACUCUGAAGAAACAUCUACUCAUGCACACCAAGGACUCAAGGAUGUUACACCGAAAAAUACACUCUGAAGACAAACGUUAUCAGUGUUCGUACUGUGAGAAACGCUUCUAUAACCCGACUCACCUGAAAACCCAUGAGAGGAUUCACACUGGAGAGAAACCGUAUCUGUGCUCCUACUGCGGGAAGAGCUUUGCUAGUCCGUUUUCUCUCAAAGUUCAUCUGAGAGUUCACACUGGAGAAAGACCGUAUCCCUGUAGUGAUUGUGGGAAGGGUUUUAAUAAUGCAAGUGACUUAAAAAUACACCAGAGGACUCAUACAGGAGAAAAACCUUAUAAAUGCUCAUAUUGUGACAAGACUUUUGCUCGAUCAAGUGCCAUGAGGGUCCACAAGAGAAUGCAUACAGGAGAGAAACCUUAUGGCUGCCCCAUCUGCGGCGAGAGAUUCUCUUUUACAUGGGGGCUUCAGACUCACCAGAAAAAACACGCUGCCCUAGAAUCAUCAUAGCUUCAUUGUGGCAUUAUUUUUAGGUGGUGUAAAAACACCCAGUGUUACGGGAACUUUAAAAACAAAAACUAGAAUGUGUCUAGAGUGGCCACACCUGAUUCUGAUGUUUUUGCCAAGAUACAGAUUAGAAUUGGGGGUAUUGGCAAUAUAUUGAAUUGAUAAAUUCCCCAACCCGAUGCUGGAUGAGACUGUAUCUUAUUGUAUUCUGGGGCACUAUUGACUUCUGUAGUAGAAAAAGAUAUUAUUAUAGAACUGCCCCAGAACUGUUUGGAUUCCCACAUGCUUCAAAAUAUCUUCUGUGUUCAACAGAACAAAGACAUUUAGAUUUAAAACAACUUGAGGGUGGAUAAAUUAUUUUUCAUUUCCCUUUAAUAUCAAUCAGAUAUUUGGAUAUUAUUUAACUGGCACUCUAUUAAUAAUCUAUUAGUUGUUUCACCUCCAUUUGAUUUCUGACAAGGGUGUUGAAAAUAAUAAGUCUGUUGCUCUGUGGUUGGUAGGAUGUUGUAGGUUGUUAAAGGAAUAGUUCACCUAAAAAUGAAAUUUAUGCCAUUAUUUUCACUCUCAUGCCAAAUGGAGUAAUAAAAGUCAAAAUCCUGUC
Triplophysa rosa is the source of this 2325-nucleotide messenger RNA. Its product is annotated as zinc finger protein 558-like. Lineage: Eukaryota; Metazoa; Chordata; Actinopteri; Cypriniformes; Nemacheilidae. The record is from RefSeq and is a predicted model, not a curated record. Gene Ontology annotation, cellular component: nucleus. The transcript is spliced from 4 exons. Bases 30 to 1727 code for a protein of 565 amino acids.